GUUCUAUAUACCUACAAACUUCUGCUGGAAUGACUGGCUUAAAUUCGGCAGUAUCUCUACACACUUUUAUAACCGAGGGAAAAAUAUGUGUUUAAACUGAGCCAUAGAGAUUCCUGUCCUACUCAGAUGAAGUGUUUCAGUUUUACAGACAUUUAAGAAAUGAAUGAGUGUUACACUAACUGACUGCAACCAAAUCCUUUGCGUGUUAUCCUUCGGCUCCAUGUAAUUUUGUUUAAUUAAUGGAUUUCUGAAGUCUGCAGUCUAUUUGAGCCUGGAGCAGAGAAUGAGGAGGAGCUGAGGAAAAUACACGAAGCAUACAAAAACUUAGUAGAUUUUAUGUUGGGUAGUUACAUGGAAGACCUCCGAAUAACGCCAGAAGAAUUCGAAAAAUCUUGUUCGGUUGCAUCUAAAAAGGCUUUAAACCAAUUCCACCAGAGCUUGUUUCAACAAGUAUGGGCUGCAGAUGAUUUUGAAAUAUUUAAAAGAAUGAUGACUCAGAAGAAUCUUGAACUCCAACUCCAGGCACUUGAAUUCUUGACUCAGAAACGUGGAUCAGUUCCGAACUGCAUGGAGCCGAAUAACCCAGCGAAAGAUGACGAAAAAGCAAUGGACGAAAUCAUCAAAAAAGCUAUAGAGGAUGUCAAAGAGUCCCCAGAUGCUGAAUCUAAUAAAGUGACUCCGGCAGAUGCUGCUUUGCAAGAAAAGAUGAAACUGGAAGCUCAAAAAGAGAAAGAACUUUUAGAGCAGGCAAUGAAACAAGCUGUGAAAGAAUCGGUGCAAGAAAAAAAUUCUGAAUCGCCAUUAAAAUCAGUUGAAACUAUCACUGAAAAUAAACCAGUUAUAGAAAAUGGAAAACAUGAAGACUCAAAAGAAGAACCCGAGGAGGAAAUUAAUUCUGAAGAUCCUUCAAGUCCUACUCAAACGGAAGAAAACUCGGAGAAACCUACAGAAGAAAGUAACAUUGGAAAUCCGGAAGACACCAAUAGUUUUUUAGCAAAUUCAAAAUUAUCUGCUUCUGAUAAUCUUCCAUCUGGUGAUCCUAACCCACCUAAGACACUACCGCCAUUGAAGACAUACGAUGAUCGACCUUGGUCAGAAGGCGAUUCUACAGUGUACGUCCAAGCGCAGGCAGCGGUAUCUCCUUUGGAACUAGAACGUCGACAGAACUAUUUACGUCAACAAAGAGAUAGAAUUUUAGCCAUGAAACGCCAAGAACGUGCUCGCAGACUGUCCCAGAACGAAGAAGUGAUUGCCCAAGCCAGACCCAAAUCUGCACGAGCUGCACGAAAGAUAUUACGCGAAGAAAGUACUGACGUCGACCCUCAGACAUUAGCCUUCAGGAAAUCUCUGGCAGCUAAGCUCAGAAGUGAAGUAAUAGAUAAAGUGGACUGAAGAGAAAAUCAGAAAAAAAUCAGCUGCUGUUGCCUUUACUAUCUUCCAUAAAGAUUUCUGUAUAAUGCAAUCUUCCACCACAGUAUAAAUUUCAGCCAGUUUGGCAACUCCAGAAUUAUCGUCUGCUUCUUUAGACAGGAUUACGUCACUAGAUACUUUUCAUAAUAAAAAUUGCAAUUAAAUGAU
This is a messenger RNA of Stegodyphus dumicola, 1578 nucleotides long. RefSeq lists its product as uncharacterized. Gene Ontology annotation, cellular component: axoneme; ciliary base. NCBI's taxonomy places the organism in Eukaryota, Metazoa, Arthropoda, Arachnida, Araneae, Eresidae. The record is from RefSeq and is a predicted model, not a curated record.